AUGGGUCGGAAAUCCAAGCAAAAGUCAUGCUUCGCCUGCGUCGAGACCAAGCGCCGCUGCGACAAGCGAUAUCCCUCCUGUUCGCGCUGUCUCGAUCGGGAGUCGGUCUGCACUUACCCACCUUUGCCAAGACAACACGCUCAGGCUGAAGCUGAAGCUGCUCCAGACAUGAUCUUUGGAGAAACGUGGACGUCUGCAGCCGAUGCGAAUAGUAUGGCCUUGGUUGGAGAUAUGUCCCAGCCAUGGCUGCUCGAUCCUACUUUCAGUGCCAGCCUGGAUUGUCCGUCAGCGCCAUUCUGGACAUCCUCACUAUCAAACCCAUCGUCCAUCUCAGGUCCAUCCUCAAGUGGGAUGACUGAGGCUUCGGGUCAGCUGACACACUCAUCCCGAGACUUGGGCUGGUUUCUCGGCCCUCAAUCAUGGACAAUAGGAUAUCAUUAUACCGAACCAGACACAAUGCCUCCAGCCUCUGCCUUUACUAAUUUCAUCCGCGGCUUGCAGAAUUGGUUAUCCCGUUUUGUAAAGACAGGACAUAACCCCUUCAUCCACCGGCAUCUGUAUUCGGACUCUGGAUACCCACAAUGCAUUCAAGAUGCGUAUUCUGCAUGCGUUGUUUCUAAUGCUGCGAAUAGCGAGAAUGAAACCAUCACCAAUGCAAUUGCUUCCACUCACAUUACGAAUUUACUGAAAGGUCAACCCGCUAGGUGUACCAAUACCAUCUCAACAAGGGACCAUUUAGCCCGCACACAAGCUCUUCUCAUUCACAUUCUGCUCGCACUAUUCUCUUCCUCAAUUGAGCGCCGUGCAAAAGCCGAAAGUCUCAUCAGCCUUCUUCACGCUUGGAAGAAUCAGCUAUGGGAGUCUGCGACAAACGAUAGUGCACUCGCUUCACCGGUACCGACCUUGAUGUCUUCCAGCAGAAGAGCCAUUGGCGAAUUGGAUCCUGUCCCUGGCCUCUACCGCUCGUUCAUCCUCUCCGAAUCUAUUCGUCGCACCGGGCUGAUAUGUAACAUCGCGACCGGUGUCUAUAGCGGUCUGAAAGGCAGUAACAUACAAUCUUGCGGAGGCGAUAUGCCUAUUACAACCCAAGCCAAAUUCUGGGAGGCUUCUUCCUCUGCACAAUGGGAGGCUGUUGCGCGACAUACUGACCCAUUGUUUAUAUAUACCUUAAAGGGCCAGAUGCUAUUGGAUCGUGGUGUUGGCGCUGGUGAGGUUGAUGAAUUUGCACGACAUUUAUUUACUAUCAUGUGGGGAUUGGAAAAGGUCGAGACGUGGGUUGUGAGAACUGGGGAUGAGGUUUCAGUUGUUUACUAG
Fusarium sp. VM40 is the source of this 1314-nucleotide messenger RNA. The record is from the annotation of a GenBank genome assembly. NCBI's taxonomy places the organism in Eukaryota, Fungi, Ascomycota, Sordariomycetes, Hypocreales, Nectriaceae.